Trypanosoma grayi is the source of this 825-nucleotide messenger RNA. RefSeq names its product kinesin heavy chain. Bases 1 to 825 code for a protein of 274 amino acids. The record is from RefSeq and is a predicted model, not a curated record. Gene Ontology annotation, molecular function: ATP hydrolysis activity; microtubule binding; ATP binding. Gene Ontology annotation, cellular component: kinesin complex; microtubule. Gene Ontology annotation, biological process: microtubule-based movement; cytoskeleton-dependent intracellular transport. The transcript has a single exon. Lineage: Eukaryota; Euglenozoa; Kinetoplastea; Trypanosomatida; Trypanosomatidae.
AUGAAGUCUACAGGGGCUUCCGUAGACAAUGUGCGUGUGUCGUGCCGGUUUCGCCCACUGAAUGCUGCGGAGCGCCACAGUGCCCUCUGUGUGAGCUUCGACGGCCCGCGGCACGUCAUCUGCCGUGUUGUGCCGAGCCCGUGUGGCGCGCAGCAGAUGUCCUGCCCGCGUGGAGCGGUGACCGAAGAGAGCUGCUCCAUGAGUGCGAGUACUGGUCCAGUGGAGAGCUAUCGCUACACCUUCUCGCGCGUGUACAGCCCCGACACGACGCAGCAGCAGCUGUACGAAGAUGUUGCGCGCCCUAUUGUAGACGACGUGAUGCGCGGGUACAAUGGCACGGUGCUGGUCUAUGGGCAGACGGGCAGCGGCAAGACGCACACCAUGUUUGGUCCCCAUGCGGCGGUCAACGGCAACGGUCACGAUGAAGGUGGGGGGCCUUCGGCAUCUCAUCUGUACAGCGAUGAGAGCGCUGGUAUUGCGCCGCGUGCGGUGCGGCAUCUCUUUCACGCGAUCCACAGCGCCGAUGAGACGGUGGAGUUUGAGAUACGCGUGCUGUUUGUUGAGGUGUACAUGGAACGUGUGCGGGACCUUUUGAACCCCGCUGGUGGCAACCUGCACGUGCGGGAGGACGCAUCGGGCUUCUACGUGGAAGGCUGCGAAAUGCCGUAUGUGACGAGCGUGGAGGAGGUGCUGCGGCUUGUGCGCAGCAGCUUUCGGCGGCGCGUUACGACGGCAACGGUAAGCAAUGACGCAAGCAGCCGAAGCCACUGUGUGCUGAAUAUCACAGUGAGGANUUUCGGCGGCGCGUUACGACGGCAACGGUAA